This is a messenger RNA of Onthophagus taurus, 934 nucleotides long. RefSeq names its product Ssu72 CTD phosphatase (gene Ssu72). Gene Ontology annotation, molecular function: phosphoprotein phosphatase activity. Lineage: Eukaryota; Metazoa; Arthropoda; Insecta; Coleoptera; Scarabaeidae. Gene Ontology annotation, cellular component: nucleus. The record is from RefSeq and is a predicted model, not a curated record. Gene Ontology annotation, biological process: mRNA processing.
AUCCCAAACAAUGUGUGUUUUUGACAAUUGACGUUUAUAUUUUAUAUACACUUGAACUUGUCAAAUCUUACAUAUUUUUUAAGAGAAAUGUUCUAAAUAACCUAAAAGAUCUGUUUAUUUAUUAUUAAUUAUUACAUUUCGAAACACAACUUUACAUCCUACAAAAAUAUACCUACUCGCUUCGUAUUAUAGCACUAAAUUUUUUCAGAAAUAAGGUUAUGUUAUAGUAGCUCCUCCAAAUUUCUUUAUAAACGGUUUUUAAUGACAAUGCCUUCGGAAAAAUAUAUAACUAACUUAAAACUGGCGGUAAUAUGUUCGAGUAACAUGAACAGAAGUAUGGAAGCUCAUGCGUUUCUAGCAAAAAAAGGUUUUUAUGUGAAAUCCUUUGGUACGGGAGAUAAAGUUAAAUUGCCAGGUUCAGCAGCUGAUAAACCUAAUGUUUAUGAUUUUGGGGUAUCAUAUGAUGAGAUUUACUCGGAUUUAUUAGCUAAGGAUAAAACUUUAUAUACCCAAAAUGGUUUAUUACAUACCUUGGAUAGAAAUAGAAGGAUAAAACUAAAACCAGAGCGUUUUCAAGAAAGCAGCGAUAAAUUUGAUGUCCUUAUAACUUGCGAAGAAAGAGUUUACGAUCAAGUUUUGGAAUACAUGGAUUCCAAGGAAGCUGUUGAUAAUUCUAUUGUUCAUGUUAUCAAUAUUGAUAUUCAGGACAAUUUGGAGGAAGCUACAAUUGGAGCUUUUCUAAUUAGUGAUUUAUGUUCAAUGUUGUCGCAAAGUGAAGAUCUGGAUAAUGAUAUCGAAGAAGUUCUCCAUAAUUUUGAGGAGAAGUGCCAAAGGCCUAUUCUUCAUAGCAUUGUGUUUAAUUAGAUUUUUAAAAAGUAAUUAAUUGAAAAAGUGGAGGUCCCGUAUAUUUUAAGAAAAAUGAAGUUUAAAAUAA